This is a messenger RNA of Penicillium chermesinum, 306 nucleotides long. RefSeq lists its product as uncharacterized. The transcript has a single exon. NCBI's taxonomy places the organism in Eukaryota, Fungi, Ascomycota, Eurotiomycetes, Eurotiales, Aspergillaceae. The coding region runs from base 1 to 306 and encodes 101 amino acids. The record is from RefSeq and is a predicted model, not a curated record.
AUGGCCAAUAUCGACCCGCCAGAUUACAAAGCUUCCUUUCUGAAAGAGCAAGAGAGACGCAAGCAGGCGGAAGAUGACGCAAGAAGAGAGAAACAGAUACGAGAGGAACUUCAAGAGCUCAGCCGACCGACCACUUUCGCGGAGUUCUUGCGCCAUUGCCAUAACCUGCUCUCCCGGCCGCUGAGUAUCGAGACACCAUCUCGCUCGCGACACGCCGCAAACGAACCUUCAGUCAGGUUCCGUCCUCGCCAUCUACCCAACGUGUGGCUCGACAAAGAGAGACAAGCGAUGAUAGGAGCCAGAUAG